AUGAAGAAGGCGAGCAAACACAUUGUGAAAUUGAUUUUGAAAAAGCCAAAUAUUGAUACUAAUUUUGGAAUUAAGGAAGUUUCAGAGACGAACCUAUUUGAAAAGUUUCCACAUAUUUUGAGAGAUAGUUUGGAUAAGAUUGAGCACAUAACACCACUGAGAAUAGCUCUGGAUGAUAAUCAUAGUAUGGACAUUAUUGGAAUAUUGUUGGAAAACUCAAAAACUAAUCCAAACGAAUGUCAAUCGUUUGUUCAAGUUUGUAAAUCUGGUAAUCUUGAAAUGGUGCAGCUAUUUCUGAAUAAUCCAAACAUUGAUAUCAAUCAAGGUUGUCCACUUGCUUAUUGUUUAGAAAAUUCUGAAAUUCUUUCACGUUUCCUUACGAAUACAAAUCUUGAUUUGAAUAUUGAAGAUGGGUUAAUAUUGAAAAGCGCCAUCAAAUUGAGUAACCAAACCAAAUUUGAAGUAAUCACUAAAUUACUUUCUAGAAAAGACUUGGAUGUUAAUAGAGGUUUCGUAUUUUAUGAGCUUUGUUCGAAAGGAGAUUUAGAAAUUGUUAAAUUAUUUGUAAAUAUGAGAAAGGACUUGAAACCAGACCUGUUAGGUCCUCCUAUUAAACACACAGGAAGUGAAGGUUUCCUCGAUGUAGAAUCUCACAAACAAGCAAUCAACUUCCAAUUCAGACCCAUCGAAAUAUCAUACAUGAACAAUCAUGAAGAACUAGCUCAAUAUCUCAUUGAAAACACACGUGUCAAACCUCUUGACAUUUCCAAACUUUUAUUUGAAGAUGAAAACGAACCAGGAUCAUUUUAUAAAGUCAACCAAAAUGGAAAACGAGAAUUGAGUAGUGGAAUUUAUGCUUUGUGGACUGACGAUGAUGAAGAUAAAUCUUCAGUUUACAGUAGUGGAAAGUUGUCUGAUUUUUGA
Messenger RNA from Naegleria gruberi, 924 nucleotides. RefSeq lists its product as uncharacterized. Bases 1 to 924 code for a protein of 307 amino acids. Lineage: Eukaryota; Heterolobosea; Eutetramitea; Acrasida; Naegleriidae. The transcript has 2 exons. The record is from RefSeq and is a predicted model, not a curated record.